Molecule: messenger RNA, 2019 nt
Organism: Coregonus clupeaformis (lake whitefish)
Lineage: Eukaryota; Metazoa; Chordata; Actinopteri; Salmoniformes; Salmonidae
Product: meiotic recombination protein DMC1/LIM15 homolog
Exons: 13
Coding region: 554-1582 (342 amino acids)
Biological process (GO): chromosome organization involved in meiotic cell cycle; DNA repair; DNA strand invasion
Cellular component (GO): condensed nuclear chromosome; nucleus
Molecular function (GO): ATP binding; ATP hydrolysis activity; single-stranded DNA binding
Source: RefSeq, a predicted model, not a curated record
ACCUUACAUUUGUAUACUGUAGUAAAGUGCAGUUAUCUUAGAGAUAAACACUAUAAAUUGACUAUGUAGCUACUGUGCAUGAAGAUCAAUCACUCCCAAAGACUGUUGCUGAUGAGAGGAACUCACGCAUACAGUUUACUUGAUUGUUGCUGAUGAGAGCAUCUCGCGAGUGUAACAAUUUUGACUGACAGUUCUCAACUUUCAAACACGAGCGUGAUAAAGGACUUCUGUCAAACAUUCCCGCCACCUGGAUAAAUCUCAGGUGGCAAGUCAUUUUUCAUAUUGAUAAGCUGAAGGUCAUCAUAACUAGCGUUGCAACAUUUUAUAUACAAUUUCUAUUUUUAUAGGGCUGUCAAGUCAGUGAAAGAAGCGACCUAAUUCUGUCGCUGUUGAUCACAUCUUUCAGGAGCUAUAGCUUACGUUCGCUAGCCAACUAACUGAGCGCUUGCUAAUAUUUUCUGACGUAAGACAUUUCCAAUUAUAGCUAGCUAGCAAGGUUGCUGAAACAAAAACAAUAUCUACUUCAAGAGAUAGCUACAUUGCGCCUAUCAAGAUGAAAGCCGCCGAGGAUCAAGUUGUGGAGGAUGAGUCCGGAUACCAAGAUGAUGAGGAGUCCUUUUUCCAAGACAUAGACACCCUGCAGAAGCAUGGAAUUAACAUGGCAGAUUUAAAGAAGCUGAAGUCUGUGGGUAUCUGCACAGUGAAGGGGAUCCAGAUGACCACACGCAGAGCCCUGUGUAACAUCAAGGGCCUUUCGGAGGCCAAGGUGGACAAGAUCAAAGAGGCUGCUGGGAAAAUGCUGACCAAAGGUUUCCUGACAGCAUUUGAAUACAGUGCGAAGAGGAAACAAUUGUUCCGCGUCACCACUGGAAGCCUGGAGUUUGAUAAACUACUUGGGGGAGGUAUGGAGAGCAUGGCAAUCACUGAGGCAUUUGGAGAGUUUCGGACAGGCAAGACCCAGCUCUCUCACACGCUCUGUGUCACAGCCCAGCUUCCUGGAGAGGACGGCUACACAGGAGGAAAAGUCAUCUUCAUCGACACAGAGAACACUUUUCGUCCAGACAGGCUAAAGGACAUAGCAGACAGGUUCAACGUGGACCAUGAUGCUGUGCUGGACAACGUGUUAUACGCCCGAGCCUACACCAGUGAACACCAGAUGGAGCUGUUGGAUUUUGUGGCGGCCAAAUUCCACGAGGAGGGAGGUGUCUUCAAACUUCUGAUCAUAGACUCCAUCAUGGCUCUGUUCCGGGUAGAUUUCUCUGGCCGAGGGGAGCUGGCAGAGAGACAACAGAAGCUGGCCCAGAUGCUCUCCCGUCUGCAGAAGAUCUCUGAAGAGUACAAUGUUGCAGUGUUUGUCACCAACCAGAUGACUGCAGACCCUGGAGCUGGGAUGUCGUUCCAAGCUGAUCCCAAGAAGCCGAUUGGAGGGCACAUCCUGGCGCAUGCGUCCACCACACGAAUCAGCUUGAGGAAAGGACGUGGAGAGUUGAGGAUCGCCAAGAUAUUUGACAGUCCUGAUAUGCCUGAGAACGAGGCCACUUUCGCCAUCACUCCGGGUGGAAUUGCUGAUGCCAAAGAGUGAAAGACCCUCAUGGAUUCACCAGUAGGCAGCUUUUUUUCAAAUCGUAACUGAUUUGAAUACUGAUACUGUUUAUCUGUACUAUUUGAUGUUUGUUAUUACUAUAACUUAUUACAAUUAUAUAUACAAAAAAUGUUUUGAGUAUAGUAAAAUAAAGGAUGUGUAUACUCUGAUUAUUAUACUGUAAUUAAUGUUCAUAUUUACCGGUAUACUGAGUGGAGAUCGACAGCUUUAUAUUCAACCCCACCUUCCAGAAUGCAUUGUUCUGUAGUUCCAGGCCCCCUCGAGGAGUCCUCCUAGCGGUUCGUUGUGGAACUGUACGUUCACAUCUCUCGCUCUCGUCGGUCUCGUCUCCGUGAGACACCGGCUCACCAUAUGCCUACCAAAACAAGACACAGUGAAACAACGCGAAGUAUUUAAACAUAAGUAGCAAGAUAACA